AAAUAUCCAAACGUCAAUCAGCUUCUGCAGUUGCAGCCUUGAUCAAUCAGUCAACCAGUCAACCAGCGAGUCCAUUGUUCAAAAUGUCCAUGAGGAUCCUGUCCGUCGCUCUCCUCCUCCUCCUCCCCCUGUGUCUGUGUACACCAGGGUCGAGGUUCCCACACCGAGGACGAGUCCCUCUGUGCUGCACUGAGGUCUCCUCUACUGAUCUCAGUGCAGAUGUAUCUGGGACGCCCACCACACAACACGCCCACGGACCAUGUGUGAAGGCGUUGAUUUUCCGCACAAGCAAGGGAAAAGUCUGUGUUGACCCUGACGCUAAAUGGACCAAGAAAUUCCUGUGAAGCACCACCACCUGUCUGAGCAUUAUAUUCUCCUGCUGCUGUUCAAGGACCUCCACACACACACACACACACAUACACACACACACACACACACAGUAUAUUCAGUCAUAUUUUCUACAGUAACAAUCCCCAUACAGUCACAUGCCUUUGUUAACUGAGCUAAAACAUAUACAGUAUAUAUGUGUAUAUGUGCAUAAAGUGUAUUAUCAACUAAUAAAUGCAUGUUUCAUGGUUA
Messenger RNA from Seriola aureovittata, 579 nucleotides. It is a transcript of the gene ccl34b.4, whose product is annotated as chemokine (C-C motif) ligand 34b, duplicate 4. The transcript is spliced from 4 exons. Gene Ontology annotation, cellular component: extracellular region. The record is from RefSeq and is a predicted model, not a curated record. NCBI's taxonomy places the organism in Eukaryota, Metazoa, Chordata, Actinopteri, Carangiformes, Carangidae. Gene Ontology annotation, biological process: immune response. The coding region runs from base 84 to 344 and encodes 86 amino acids. Gene Ontology annotation, molecular function: chemokine activity.